Molecule: messenger RNA, 4878 nt
Organism: Closterium sp. Naga37s-1
Lineage: Eukaryota; Viridiplantae; Streptophyta; Zygnematophyceae; Desmidiales; Closteriaceae
Source: the annotation of a GenBank genome assembly
AUGGCGCGUGGCGACGAUUACGACGACGAGGUAGAGGAGGAUGACGAGGAAUACGAGGAGGAGGAGGAGGAAGAGGAGGACUACGAGGAGGAACGCGGGAAGAAGCGAGGGCGCGGAUCGCAGUUCAUCGACGACGCGGCGGAGGAGGAUGAGGACGAGGACGAGGAGGACGAAGCGCCGAGGAAAAAGAAGGGCUCGACGACCGGCCGGUCGAUGUUCAUUGAAGAGGAAGCGGCGGUGGCGAGUGAUGACGAGGAGGAGGAGGAGGAAGAGGAGGACGGCUUCAUCGACCGGGACGCGGAUCUGGGGGAGGAGCUGGGCAACGAGCGCCCGUCGGCGCACCACCGCACGCUGCUGCGGCGCAACGAGGAGGAGGAGGAGGUGAACGAGGAGGACUACCAGCGGUUCCUGGAGGAGCGGUAUGCGCGCAACGAGGUGCCUGAGCUGGGCGAGGGGGAGGCCACGGAGGUCGAGCAGCAGGCGCUGCUGCCGUCCGUGCGCGACCCCAAGCUCUGGAUGGUCAAGUGCGAGCUGGGCCACGAGCGCGAAGCAGUGGUGUCACUGAUGCAGAAGUGCGUGAACCUGGAGGCACUGGGGCAGAAUCUGCAGAUCAAAUCCGCGAUAGCCCUGGACAACCUCAAGGGGUGCGUGUACGUGGAGGCGUACAAGGAGGCCUACGUCAAGGAGGCAUGUGCGGGGCUGCGGCUGCUGAGGGCGUGGAAGCCGGCGCUGGUGCCGAUAAAGGAGAUGGCGGGCGUGCUGACAGUGGAGCAGAAGUCGGUUGAUUUGGAGGAGAACAGCUGGGUGCGCGUCAAGAUCGGGCUGUACAAGGGCGACCUGGCGCUGGUGACUGACGUGGACACAGUGAAGCAGAGGGCCACCAUCAAGCUCAUCCCUCGUAUCGACCUCCAGGCCCUGGCGCAGCGGCAGGACAACAAGCCUGUGGUGAAGCGCAAGGCCCGCCCCGCUCCGCGGUUCUUCAGUGUCGAUGAGGCCAAGAACUAUGGCCUGCGUCCCAUGGUGACCCGCCAUCGCACCACAGGAGAGCACAUCCAGUCCAUUGAAGGCAUGCAAUUCGUCGACGGCUAUCUCCUCAAAGUGGUCUCCAUUAAAUCCCUCGACACCCGCGGGGUUGUCCCAACUCUAGACGAGCUCCAGCGCUUUCAGCGUGCUGCAGGGGACGGGGAGCGGGGGGAGUAUGGCGGGGGCGGAGGGGGGCUGGGGAGUGGGGUGGGGCCGAUGGGGCUGUCUGCUGAGCAGGCGAAUCGGCAGAGGGGGCGGCUGGUGAAGGGGGAUGUGGUUGAAGUGGUGGAGGGCGAUUUGAAGGGGUUGAAAGGGCGCGUGGAGAAGGUGGAUGAUGAUGAGGUUAUCAUUCGGCCACACCAUGACGAGCUCAAGGAUCUGCUGCCGGUGAAGGAGUCGCAGCUGCGUAAGUUCUUCCAGACGGGGGACCACGUGAAGGUGGUGGCAGGGCAGAACGACGGGGUGACGGGUAUGAUUGUGAAGGUGGAGGGACACAUCGCCAUCGUGCUGUCAGACACAUCGAGGGAGCAUGUACGGGUGUUCACCCGCGAUCUCAUGUCAAGCUCAGAGGUGACAGCAGGCCCCUCUCAGAUUGGCGACUACGAGCUGCACGACCUGGUGCUACUCGACCAAACCACGGCAGGCGUGAUUGUGAAGGUCGAGAAAACCGGCUGCGUGGUCCUCAAGGCCACACCUGAGCGCAGCGAGACAGUGGCAGUGAAGCUGAGGGAGAUCCGGCGCAAGAUGAACAACCGGCACGUGUCGGCGCACGAUGCGGAGGGCCUGCCGGUGGUGGCAAAGGACCCGGUGCGCGUGGUGGAGGGGACUUACAGGGACAGGCGAGGCACGGUUGAGCACAUUCACCGCGGGGUGCUGUUUGUGUUCGACCGGCAUCACGUGGAGAAUGGCGGGUUCUUCUGCGUCCGCGCGCGGUCCGUGCGAUGCCUCACUGCAAAAGCUGCUGCUGCCACCGGGCGCAACUCGGCAGGUGGCGGCGGCGGAGGAGGAGCCAUGGCACCAUUCGAUCGGCGGUUCGGUGGAGUUAUGCAGUCGCCCUCGCGCUUCCUGCAAUCACCGAGGAACUUCCCUGGCAGCCCCAGCAGACAAGGCGGCGGCAGAGGAGGCGGGCCUCCUCCUGGCGCGUAUGGGGGAGGGCGGAUGGGGAACAGACGGGAAAGUGGCAUGGUGGGACGUAUUGUGAAAAUCCGAGCAGGGCCUUAUAAGGGGUACAGAGGCCGGGUGCUCGAUGCCACUGACACCACGGCGCGGAUCGAGCUCGAGUCGCAAAUGAAAGUCGUCACAGUGCGGAGGGAUCAAUUACCUGAUGGAGCUCCAGCAGCCGGACAGCAGCAGCAAUCUCCCGCACCAUACAGGGAGUCCCCGCGCUUCAGAGGAUCGCUGGGCAGCGAGACGCCAGUCCAUCCCUCACGCACGCCCAUGCAUCCAGGCUUUGGCGGCCGGGGCUUCGACCCCUCUGCCACACCAGUGCACGAGGGCAUGCGCACUCCCAUGCGAGACAGGGCUUGGAACCCCCAUGUUCCCACCACUCCCCUCAGGCCGGACUCAUUCGACGAAGCGAAUCCGUCCACAUGGGGUUCAUCAGGCAGCGAUGCUCCGUUCCUGCCCUACACUCCCGCCUUCUCACCCGCCGACAUUGCCGCCUCGCCUCCGCUCCCUGUUCACGAUCCCGGCACGCCAGGCGAUCUGCGCUCGGCCUUCGACAUUCCCACUCCUGGCAGCCAAGCCGGCCCCAACUACAACCCCUCCACCCCUUAUGGCGAGGCACCAAGCCCGUACGCAGCGCAGACGCCCACGGGCCAGCCUCUCACGCCCUCUGCUGCCUACAUUCCCGCCACCCCUGCUGACUCUUCCCUGCCCAUGACCCCUGCUGACCCCAACUCGCCCGCCAUUGGCAUGGGAGGGGGGUUCAGCAACGGAGGAGAGGGGGGGUCGCUGGGGCUGCCUGGAGUGCUGGUGAUGGUGCGACGACAGGGGGGGCCUGGAAUGACCACAGUGGUGAUUCGAGAAGUGCUGCCGGACGGUUCAUGCCGUGUUGGAGCAAGCAACGCGUCAGAGUCAGAGCUCUUUAUAAAACGACUGCUCCCCGUUUCCCCUUCGCGCCUCCCCGUUUCCCCUUCCCGCCUCCCCAAUUCCCCUUCCCGCCGCCCCAUUUCCUCUUCCCGCUCCCCAUUACCCCUUCGCGCCUCCCCAUUUCCCCUUCCCGCUCCCCAUUACCCCUUCCCGCCUCCCCAAUUCCCCUUCCCGCCACCCCAUUUCCUCUUCCCGCUCCCCAUUACCCCUUCCCGCCUCCCCGUUUCCCCUUCCCGCCUCCCCGUUAUCCCUUCCCGCCUCCCCGUUUUCCCUUCCCGCUCCCCAUUACCCCUUCGCGCCUCCCCGUUUCCCCUUCCCGCCUCCCCAAUUCCCGUUCCCGCCACCCCAUUUCCUCUUCCCGCUCCCCAUUACCCCUUCCCGCCUCCCCGUUUCCCCUACCCGCCUCCCCGUUACCCCUUCCCGCCUCCCCGUUUUCCCUUCCCGCUCCCCAUUACCCCUUCGCGCCUCCCCGUUUCCCCUUCCCGCCUCCCCAAUUCCCCUUCCCGCCACCCCAUUUCCUCUUCCCGCUCCCCAUUACCCCUUCCCGCCUCCCCAUUACCCCUUCGCGCCUCCCCGUUUCCCUUCCCGCCUCCCCAAUUCCCCUUCCCGCCACCCCAUUUCCUCUUCCCGCUCCCCAUUACCCCUUCCCGCUCCCCAUUACCCCUUCCCGCCUCCCCGUUUCCCCUUCCCGCUCCCCAUUACCCCUUCGCGCCUCCCCGUUUCCCCUUCCCGCCUCCCCAAUUCCCCUUCCCGCCACCCCAUUUCCUCUUCCCGCUCCCCAUUACCCCUUCUCGCCUCCCCAUUACCCCUUCCCGCCUCCCCGUUUCCCUUUCCCGCCUACCGAUCCUCUCUUCCUACCAGCCCAUCUCCCUCACAUUAUCUGCACUCUCCUCUCUCCUACCCUCUUAUCACCUUCCGUGCUUUUUGUACCAUGUCCUGAACCCCGCCAUCCAGUUGCGUGUCCUUGAAGCUAUCGCCACUCCGUUGCUGCAAGUGCUGCUGAGGCCGAGUGCUCGAAGUUUGUGCGAGCAAAGGCCAGCACUGGGAGGGACCUUGCCUCUUAGCUCCUCGCUUCCUGCACUUCGUUAUCUGCGCGUGCUCCUCCCACCUCCCCGGGCGGGCUCUUCUAGCCGACCCGCCACCCUAUCUCUCCCCUUCCCUCUCCCUGCCUAUGCACCUCCUAUCCCUGCCUAUGCACCUCCUAUCCCUGCCUAUGCAUCUCCUUUCCCUACCUAUGCAUCUCCUUUCCCUACCUAUGCAUCUCUCGUCCUUGCCUUCACAUCACCCCUCCAUGCCCUCGCAACCAUCUCUCCCGCCUCCCCUACCUGCCUUCAAAACCCUUCUUUCACCUGCCAUAACUUUUCAUCCACUCCCAUCCCCUUCAAGCCCCUCCCAUCCCAUCCCCUUCCAGUCCCUCCCAUCCCAUUUCAAACCCUUCCAUUCCCCUUCCAGUCCCUCCCAUCCCAUUUCAAACCCUUCCAUUCCCCUUCCAGUCCCUCCCAUCCCAUUUCAAACCCUUCCAUUCCCCUUCCAGUCCCUCCCAUCCCAUUUCAAACCCUUCCAUUCCCCUUCCAGUCCCUCCCAUCCCAUUUCAAACCCUUUCAUUCCCCUUCCAGCCCCUCCCAUCCCAUCCCCUUACAGCCCCUCCCAUCCCCUUCCAGCCCCUCCCAUCCUUUGCAGGUGACGAGGAUAGGGUUGAAAAUGAUGAGGAUGAAUGUGACAUUGAGGGGUGCGAAAGAGAACGGGAAUUGCCCAUCGAGAUAG